Messenger RNA from Fibroporia radiculosa, 1155 nucleotides. RefSeq lists its product as uncharacterized. The record is from RefSeq and is a predicted model, not a curated record. Gene Ontology annotation, molecular function: ATP-dependent DNA damage sensor activity; four-way junction DNA binding; ATP binding. The transcript has 3 exons. Gene Ontology annotation, cellular component: centrosome; replication fork; Rad51B-Rad51C-Rad51D-XRCC2 complex. Gene Ontology annotation, biological process: DNA strand invasion; double-strand break repair via homologous recombination. NCBI's taxonomy places the organism in Eukaryota, Fungi, Basidiomycota, Agaricomycetes, Polyporales, Fibroporiaceae. The coding region runs from base 1 to 1155 and encodes 384 amino acids.
AUGGAUUCUCCCAUCAGCGCUGAUUCCAUGCUGGCGGAAAUUCAGAUGGAGUCUUUGCAGAAUUUGCUUACGGCCAUCCGUCAUGAAACAUCGCCCCUUGGUACUCACAUCUCGACCUUGGAUGAGAGCACCAGAGCUGGCUUGAUGCUACCCAACUUCAGUCGUGGAGACGUUAUCGAAGUUCAAGGACCUGCCGCCAGCGGAAAAACUCAUCUGCUUUACUCUAUGCUCAUGACUUGCAUUUUACCUUCUGAGUUUAUGGACAUUAAGCUUGGUGGUUGGGGGAAGGCGGCCGUGCUUCUCGAUACUGAUGACUCUUUCGAUAUUAGUCGAUUUCACCAAUUGCUGGCAUCUCGUGUCUGCAACAUACUUGAUACGCCAAUUUCCCCUAGUUAUGUGGGAUCGUCCUCUCCUGCAGAAGACUUGGCCAUGCAAUGUCUGCAAAACCUGCACAUCUUUCGCCCGACUUCCUCUCUUCAACUUGCCGCCACUAUCUCAUAUCUGUCGGAAUAUCAUCUCACUCAUCCUGCCCUUCAAUCUAGAGAAAUAGGGUUUGUCGCAGUCGACUCUCUGAGUAGUUUCUACUGGAACGAUCGUUUCGCUGUGGAACAAUUGCGUGCGAAUAAUGGAUCUGGCGCACGCUCUCCCAAUCCCCUGCACCAUGUACUAGCUGCUCUUCAGAGGCUCCGCACCUCCCAUGGCGCAGUAAUUCUUUUGACUAAUUGGGGCCUCAAUCCUCUUACUCCAACUCGUGCUGGGGAGCCAGUUUCCCCUUUCUACAGGCAGCAUCUGUACCCUUUUCCAAUACCCACUGACUCAUCUCAAUCCACUCGACACUCGCCGAUCCUUAAUCAUGCAGCCUUUCUGGGACAACGACAGUCAGUCAGUCUUGAUUGGACGAUGCCUUCAGCUGACCAGCCGCUUCCUCUCACCGCUCACAUCACGCUGAGGCCCUUAUUUAUCCAACCAUUUCCAUCAGACAUUACAUUACGUGAUGCGAAGCAAGAAGAAGGAUCGAGACGAGCGAUAUUAAUGAAAAGCGGGGUGCAAGGCCUUGUCAGGAUACCAGGGAAAACAGCAAUAGGAGACCUGUCUGUUUAUAUCACAGACCUGGACAUUCUCGUAUCGCAGUCUGGGGAUAACUCAGAAGAUUAA